AUGUGUGCAUGUGUGUGUGUGUGUGUGUGUGUGUGUGUAUGUGUUUAUGUAUGUGUGCAUGUGUGUGUGUGUGUGUGUAUGUGUGCAUGU
Messenger RNA from Brugia malayi, 90 nucleotides. RefSeq lists its product as uncharacterized. The record is from RefSeq and is a predicted model, not a curated record. NCBI's taxonomy places the organism in Eukaryota, Metazoa, Nematoda, Chromadorea, Rhabditida, Onchocercidae. The transcript has a single exon. The annotation marks the transcript as partial.